UGCCACCUGUGCGGUAGUCUGGAUCAUUGGGCUGUCGAUUGCACUGCGCCCGCAGAGGUGCAAGACGCUUACCGCAAGAAAUGUGUCGUUUGUGGGCAGAGAGGGCACACCGCGCGCGAUUGCACUGCGCCCGCAGAGGUGCAAGACGCUUACCGCAAGAAAUGUGUCGUUUGUGGACAGAGAGGGCACACCGCGCGCGAUUCUACCGAC
Laetiporus sulphureus 93-53 is the source of this 210-nucleotide messenger RNA. RefSeq lists its product as uncharacterized. Gene Ontology annotation, molecular function: nucleic acid binding; zinc ion binding. The record is from RefSeq and is a predicted model, not a curated record. NCBI's taxonomy places the organism in Eukaryota, Fungi, Basidiomycota, Agaricomycetes, Polyporales, Laetiporaceae. The transcript has a single exon. The annotation marks the transcript as partial.